GUUGGUCAGGACCAACUAGAAAACACAUUAUAAACUUUUUAGUUUAUUGUGAUAGAGGCACCGUGUUUCAUAAAUCAGUUGAUGCCUCUGAUGUGCCAAGCAGAACAGCUGAAUAUUAUUUCAGGUAAUUUUCUAAUUUUAAUUGUAUAUACAAAUAGUAUUAUGGACUUGCAUGUUUUUAAUUAAAUAGUAGUAAUUAUUGAAUAUAUAAUUUCAUUUCAGAUUAAUGGAUGAGGUGGUUGAAGAAAUUGGAGAGGAGAAUGUUGUCCAAGUAGUGACUGAUAAUGAAGCUGCAAUGAAGGCAGGAGGAAAAUUAUUAAUGCAGAAGAGGCCCAAUCUCUAUUGGACAGCAUGUGCAGCUCAUUGCAUAGACCUUAUUCUUGAAGAUAUUGGUAAGAAAAGUAACGUGAAGAAGGUCUUAGAAGAUGCAAGAACAAUAACCUCAUUUAUUUACAACCACACAUGGACAGUGAAUUUCAUGAAGAAAUUCACAAAUAAUAGAGAGUUACUUCGCCCUGCCAUCACUCGAUUUGCCACAAAUUUCAUUGCUUUGGAGACUAUUGUCAGGCAUAAACAAGCACUAAGGGAAAUGUUUACAUCUGAUGCUUGGAAAAACUCAAGGUUUGGAAUGGCAAAAUCAGGCCCAGCAUAUGAUUCAAAGAAAAUUAUCUUAGGCAAAGAGUUUUGGCAAAAGGCCUCUGAUAUAAUUAAAGUGCAAGAACCCUUGGUGAAAGUUCUUAAAUUGGUUGAUGGUGAUGAAAAACCAACCAUGGGCUUCAUAUACGAGGCAAUUGAUAGGGCGAAGUUGGCCAUUCAAAAAGAUUGCCGGUUUUACAAAGACUAUUGGAAAAUUAUUGACAACCGGUGGAGUUUUCAGUUGCACCAAGAUUUGCACGCUGCUGGGUAUUUUUUGAACCCACAAUUUCUUUAUGGUGCCCCACCCUCUCCUGAAGUUGCUAGAGAAGUCAUGGAUGGAGUUAAAAAAGUGAUAACCAAGUUGGUACCCGAUAUAGAUACUCAAAUUCGGGCUAUUAAUCAAUUGUUGCUAUAUCGAGAUAGGCAGGAGACUUUUGGAACCCCGUUGGCUCAAAGGGCAGUGAAACAAACAAAUCCUGCUGAAUGGUGGAUUCAUUAUGGCUUGUGUGCUCCUGAGCUCCAAAGAAUAGCAAUUAGAGUUCUUAGCCAGACCACAUCAGCUUCGAACUGUGAGCGUAAUUGGAGCACCUUUAGCCUCAUCCAUACGAAAACAAGAAAUAGAUUAAAGUAUAUGAGACUACAAAAACUUGUUUUCGUACAUUACAACAUGAGGUUAAAGUUAAGACGUACAAUGAGAAGAAGCCAACGAGAAAUUGAAGAGGGUUUCAAUCCUAUCAAUUUGGACUACAUUUUCGAAGAAGAUGAUCCUUUAAGUCAAUGGUUAGAGGAGAGAGAGACACCACUACUCGAUGGUCAGGACAAUUCAAAUUGGUUAAAUGAAGAGGUUGGUGGUACUACAGAAGGAGGUGAUCAACCACCAAUAAACGCGCAUGAUGAUUCAGGUUCAAGCCCUGAACGUACACAAAGUGAUGACAAUCUUGGUUUGAGCCCACCAAGUGAUGAUGAUGGUAAUAGUGGUGCUGGAGCUGGGGUUGGGGGGGGUGGCAGUGGUGGUGGUGGAGGCGGCGGUGUAGAAUAUAAUUAUGGAUAUGAUACAGGGACAUCAUUUGGAAGGGAUAUAUAUCCUUCUGAUCCUUAUGGACUACAUGACAUACCUGAAAAUUAUGACUUGGGUAUUCCUCCAGGGAACCAAUCUUCACAACCCAGGAGAAGGAGGAGUGCUCGUGGUGACCCUAGCGAUUCUACUGAAGAUUCAUAUGGUGUGGUUCGUAGUUUUGGCGACUUUGGUUUAGAUGGUUCAUCAUCACAAUCAUUUGGAUCUCAUCCAGCAUAUCCACAUUAUGCAUCUCGUGACUCACAUUUUUAUCCCAGUGGAUUAGGAAUCUCAGGAUCUAGUGAGUCUUCUUCUACACACUACCCAGAGCCAGCCCCUGCCCCAACUUAUAGACAUUAUUCAGGAGAAUUUUCAUCACCAGUACAUUUUCAAGAGCAACAACAAAAUGAUGCAAACUUGGGUUCAUUCAACUAUGUAUUUCCACAAGGAUGGGGAGAUAAUUUCCCAUCCCAAUCUCAAGAUACAGAUGCAAAUUAUGAAGACCCUCCACGUCAUUCUUUUUGGUGGUGACAUGUGUUAUAUUAUAAAUUUGUAAUAUUGUAUUCAUGUAUUUUCAAUUAUUUAUUGAUAUUUGAUAUUAAUCACUUUUUAAAUUCAUGUAUGUGUAAUGUGUAUAUUGAGUAUUAAGUCUAUUGAGUAUUGAUUCAUUUUUA
This is a messenger RNA of Malania oleifera, 2364 nucleotides long. RefSeq lists its product as uncharacterized. Gene Ontology annotation, molecular function: protein dimerization activity. The coding region runs from base 227 to 2221 and encodes 664 amino acids. The record is from RefSeq and is a predicted model, not a curated record. The transcript is spliced from 4 exons. Lineage: Eukaryota; Viridiplantae; Streptophyta; Magnoliopsida; Santalales; Ximeniaceae.